GGAGCGUUGCUUUGGUUAAGUCUCUCUCUCUCUCUCUCUCUCUCUCGGCUCAGCCUCCUUUACUAUAAAAAGAAGAAAGGCUUCUCUUCUCAUUACCACAAGACUCUCUUCUCACCGAUCUUCUCGUUUUCAUUCAUUUCGAUCCAUGACGAAACCCGACCCGACUCGUGAGAGUAAUGCCGCCAAAGAGAUUCGUUACAGAGGCGUCAGGAAACGCCCCUGGGGGAGGUACGCCGCCGAGAUCCGAGAUCCCGUCAAGAAAACUCGUGUCUGGCUCGGCACCUUCGACACGGCUCAGCAGGCGGCGCGUGCUUACGACUCGGCCGCGCGUGAGUUUCGUGGCUCUAAAGCUAAGACCAAUUUCCCCACGUUUCUUGAGCUCCACGGGGACGUCAAACAGGAAGGUGCUUUCGUUGCCAGUCCUUGUCAGAGUAGCACUGUCGUCAACUCGUCCUCUCCCAAGACGGUGAGGUUUGUCACACCGCCGCAGCUCGAACUCAGCUUGGGCUGCGGUGGCGCGUACCGUAGGAUUCCUGUUGCACGUCCUGUUUACUACUUCAACGUAACGACGACGACGGCGGCGUUUCCUAAGGUGGCGGUGGCGUGUGGUAUCCAGAGCGAGUCAGAAACGUCUUCGGUCGUUGAUUUCGAAGGUGGAGCUGGGAAGAUAACUCAGCCGUUAGAUCUGGAUCUUAACCUAGCUCCUCCGGCGGAAUAGGCCGUGAGUUUUUUUUCUUUUUCUUUCUUUCUUUAUAUAUGUCGUCGUUUCUUUAGAGAGUAAAAUAACGUUUUUUUUUCUGCCUUAGGAAAAAAAAAUUAUAUUAUCCGUUUUUUAGAAGAAAGUGGAGAAAAAAGCUAAAAUAUAAUUUUUAGCUGACAUGGGAAAAAAGGUCGUUAUGUAUAUAGUAUUAUGAAAUGAAACCCUACUAAUAUAAGAAAAAUCAACGUAACAUAA
Messenger RNA from Capsella rubella, 955 nucleotides. Its product is annotated as ethylene-responsive transcription factor 8. The transcript has a single exon. Gene Ontology annotation, biological process: regulation of DNA-templated transcription. NCBI's taxonomy places the organism in Eukaryota, Viridiplantae, Streptophyta, Magnoliopsida, Brassicales, Brassicaceae. The coding region runs from base 146 to 718 and encodes 190 amino acids. Gene Ontology annotation, molecular function: DNA binding; DNA-binding transcription factor activity. The record is from RefSeq and is a predicted model, not a curated record.